GCGUGCGCCAUGAUGACAUCGGCGCCGGCCGCCGCACUCGAGUUCCUCCGGCGGGCAACAACUCUCGCCGAUCUGCAGCAGGCAGCGAGCUGCUGCUGCCACCGCACGCCACGCUGCAGCAGGACCGUGCAUAGAAUACCUCCCUCGAUGAACGCGAACACCAAGGCGCUGCGGCGGCCGACGGAGCAGCGCCUCUAGGGACGACCAGGGACGACUUCGUUUUCGCGCGGCGGGCCCCCUGUGUGCGUGCGUGUGUGCGGAUUAUACAAUAUUACGGGUUCUCCCCCUUCACCUCCAGCCCUCCUGUCUCGACGCGUCGGCUCCGUGACAUCCAGUGGCUGACCUUUUUCGGUUGUUUUCUCGUUUAUUUGUGUCGCAAUUUCGUCGUUAUUCCGUGUAACCGCGCGGCACCCCCCCCCCCCCCCCCCCCGACUCCGACACUGUCUCACUCUCUCGUUGGAUUUACUGUGCGUCCACGCCAACGUGCCACGCAUCCUGUACGCGCCGCAACUGGAUACGCAAACUGUGUGCGUGUGUGCGGUCCCGGAGUUCUGAACGAGACCCGCGUGGCUGGCGACAGCGGCUUUUUUUUACGCCGAUAACGGAGGCAGGAUUGGUCGGCCACACUGUGUGUAUCUCCGUUCGAGCUUCUAACUGGUUUCGGAGCUCGUGCCUUUGGACGUCGGCGUCUACAGGACUGAUUUGAAGUGAGAACAGCAGUAGCAGCAGCAGCAGCAGCAGCAGCGGCAGCGCGCCUGCAGCACCGAGCUUAACGGUGACCAUGACGUAACCGAGUCCAGGCGGUGCUCCCCAAAUUCCAACGGCCUCAGCUGAGGCGGCAAUGGCCGGCGACGACCAAGCGCGGCAGCGCACCACGAAUGGCUGCGGUGGUGGCGGCGGCGGCGGCAUCGACGACUCCGGCAAGCUCAAGAACGGCAACGGUCUCCUCCUGCCGCAGUCCAACGGCAACAACCACCACAAGGGUCUCAACGGCGGCGUUGAUGGACUAAACUGCAAGGUCCUGCAGCCUGUGCAUCCCGAAGAAGACCCGGAUUCAAUAUGCGGCCUCUGGUUCUUCAAACCGAGAUGGCUGCAGCGGUUUGCCAACAAAAAGGCGUUCCUGGCCGUGUUCUGCCUGACGAGCGUGCUGCAGGGCAUGUACUACACGUACUUCGUGAGCGUGCUGACGACCAUCGAGAAGCUGUACCAGAUCCCGAGCAAGACCACGGGCAUCAUCAUGUCGGCCACCGAGAUCGGCCAGAUCGGCGGCGCGCUGCUGCUCACCUACUACGGGGGCCAGGGGCACCGGCCCAAGUGGAUCGCCUGCGGCAUGCUCGUGUUUGCCGUUGCCUCCAUCCUGUGUGCCACGCCGCACUUCAUCUUCAUCGACGACUCACUCCUGGUGACGUCACAGGCCAGGGUCCGCAGUUCCCAGAAUGCCACCAUCGAUUCGCAGCGGGCCAAGCUGUGUCAGGCGCUCGACCAGGUUGCGCCUGCCUCUCCGUUGCCGGGCAACCUCAGUUCUCCGUUCGUCAUCGACGGUGCGUUGGCAACGACAUCAUCUGAUGCACUGAACCUCUUUACUGACGGUGAGGGAGCUGGGGGUCCGGUGGCUGACGCGUUGAGACGGGCAGCUCCCAUUUGCGAUGCCUCAACACGGCCGCUCAGCCAGAAUCGCAUCACACACGUGGUGCUCUCAGUGUUCUUCAUCAGCCUGCUCUUCAUCGGCAUUGGUGCCACAGCUGUCUACACGCUCGGCAUACCAUACAUCGACGACAAUGUCGCCAACCGGGAGUCCCCACUCUAUUUUGGAAUCACGAUAGGCGUCAGGAUAUUCGGUCCAGUAUUCGGCUUCCUUCUUGGCUCUUAUUGCACAAGCGUCUAUGUCAACUUUCCAUUUGAGACAUCCAACCUGUCUCCGGGCAACCCGCACUGGGUGGGCGCCUGGUGGCUCGGCGUGUUCAUCGUGGGCGCGGCACUCAUCGUUACGGCUCUGCCCAUGAUGGCAUUCCCGCGCAACCUGCCGCAGCGGCGGUCCUCGCAACGGGUGCCACGACCCGCCCUGGACCGCAACGGCGCCAUCUGCCCCAAGCACCAGCUUCAGCAGAAGGUGCCGCUCAUCAGCUCGCCGCCAGCGUCGCCGUCCGGAGCCAAGAAGGCUCUCAAAGACAAGCCGACGCUCAGAGGUGCUCUUUCUCUUUCAGACUUCCCCACAGCCAUUCGUCGCCUCCUGAAGAACGAGAUUCUGCUGUACCGCACGGCCAGCAGCGUCCUUCACAUCUUGCCAAUCGCCGGCCUCUACACUUUUCUCCCAAAGUACUUGGAGAGCCAGUUUCGGCUUACCGAAACCAAGGCCAACAUGAUCACAGGGUUUGCUGGUAUUCUCGUCAUGGGUGUGGGCAUUUUCGCCAGCGGGACGUUCAUGCGCAAGUACAAGCCGAACGCUCGCUUUGUUGCCAAAUGGAUAGCAUUCACUGCCCUGGCGUACUCCAUCGGCAUGGUCAUCCUCAUGUGGGUGGGCUGUCCCCUUGGAGACUACGUCGGCCUCAAUUCAGAACACAGGGACUUAGACUUUCUACCUCCAGCGUGCAACAGCACCUCGUGCGAGUGCAAGUCGGGGCUCUUUUCUCCAGUGUGCCAUGAUAGUGUGACCUACUUGUCUCCAUGCCUGGCUGGCUGCUCGCAAGUGUCCGGCAGCAAUCAGCAGCCAACUUUUAGCGACUGCCAUUGCACAGGAACCAACGAAACCAUUAUGAAUGGGUUCUGCUCCCUCGAGUGCAACAGCCUUACUUGGUACAUUGUCAUCUUCUCGGUUUUCGUACUCAUACACUCUACGUCCGAAGUUGGGUCCAUGCUGCUGACUCUUAGGUGCGUCGAAUCACAUGACAAGGCCCUCGCAUUGGGACUGAUCCAGUUUGCCAUUGGACUGUUUGGGAAUGUGCCUUGUCCCAUCAUCUACGGCGCGGUCGUCGACUCUGCCUGCCUCUUCUGGGAAGACAACUGCGGGGAGCCCGGGGCGUGCCGCGUGUACGACCCGGCCAAGUUUCGCAUGGUGUUCCACGGCGUCACAGCUGUCAUCAUGUUCGUCGCGUUCCUCGUGGAUGCCAUCGUCUGGUACAAGGCCAGCUCAAUCCACAUCCACGAAGAGGAAGAGGCCAAAGACGUCACCAUUGCGACGGCAGCGAACGACGCGGCUUCCUCAUCUCCGCAAGUCCCAACAGCGCAUGCCGAAACCGAGUCGUGCGUGUGAGGAACGCCUCCGUCGCCACUAGAGUUCGUGGCUUUUGCGUCGGGACGGACAAUGCCGCUGUUACGUCGGUCCUCCGACCCUUCUUGUUUUUGUUUCCUCCUAUUUCCGGCGGAACCAGUUUUGAGCAGCGCUCGCAGAGUCCUAAGAUCAUUGGUGCAGCAGUUGUUCAGCCUGCGCUGCGCCUGUAGGACCAUCGGUUGAAAAAAGCGGUCUGUACAGUCGUCUCAACGGUUUGCCGCGGCAUUCGUGGAAGCCCGAGGCCGUUUAUUUUGCCUGGGGACGAGAAACAUCGUGUGUCCAAAGUGCCAGUCUUGCCUUGCGCUCUAGAUGUAAGCGACCCCGCCUUUAUGUGGUCACGUCCUUCUUAAUCGAGUCUGGCAGUGUCACUUUCCCAAACUCCAUGUACACGUUGUUGUCUGUUAGCAUGGCCCUACAUUACAAGGCUGGCCGUGCAGGUGACUGCAUCAUGGCAGGGGUGCAGAGCCAGCCAGCGGCUCUUUUUGAGAGUUACCUCACAUAAUCGGUGAGACGCGUAACUCUGGACACUUGCUGCAUGCACGAUUGCACUCUCUUUUGAAAGACUGCGUAGAUUAGCACUCCACGAACGAACGCAGGGCUGUUGCCAGUACGGACUUUCACGGAACUUGUUGUUCUGGUUUGGGCAGAGAAGAGGAGGACCCAUGUUGUUUACAUCGCUGGAAGAUCGAGUGCGCAUUUGUUUUGUAUAGGAAUGACUCCAUGCUGUGUGUGUGACACGCGCGGUGCAGUGGUGCGUUUGCUCCCGCAACUGCGGGAGACCUUGUUGCUGGAGCAUCGCGAGAAAGGCAGCUUUUUCGAAUGUGCAUCGCGGCCUUUGUUGUUUUGGAGAUCGCUGUUACCCCCCCUUUUUUUCUUUCAAUCUAGAGUUGUUGAGGUGCUGAGUUCAUUGCUCGACCGAAAGAGAGAGAGAGAAAGCCGAGUGAAAAUGGUUUUACUGUAGUAUAUAUUGCAUUGCUGGGAGGUGAGUGUUGAUUAUUAUUAAGCCGAGCGCUGGGCUGUCAUCUUUGCACGCUGUUGGACAAAGAAAACGCACAACUAUGGGAGAGCUUUGUUUCCUGUUCUAUUUUUUCCCCCCUAUUUGUGCAUAUUAUGUCCCCUUCCCACGUUUAUGAGUUUAGUAAUAUAUGAGACCUGUUUGACGAAGUAGUGUUCCUUUUUCUUGUGGGUGAAAUUCAUCCAAUUUGUGUUGUGCAGUGCUGUUCAUUAGCUUCUUCGGACAUCAGAUGAAGCAACUUUUUAAUCUAUCACAGGCCCCAGCAUUUGGAGUUUGUAUUAAGUUAGCGCAAGUAACAUUGCACCCAACUCCUCUGUGUUUCUGAUGUCUGUUUAAAAAUUAUUUGUGACGUCUUAUUACUGUUGGAGGUAACUAUGAGCUUAGAUUAAUGAUUGAAGUUGUAGGCUGUGCUUUCUUUAAUAGUAUAAUUUGCACAUGAUGAAACAACACACAUGGAAAUUAUGACAGAUUUUAUUGUUAAGCUCUGUAACUCAAAGUGAGCAAGCACAGUACCAUUCGCCUACGUUAUGUCUAAAAAUCUACACCUACCCCUACGUGCUUGCAUGCACUCAUGCAAAUCUGAAGUGUCAGUAAUUUACUCCCACAAGGAAGAACUCUUCCUACUGUAGUCAGUUAUUGAAUUCACUUGGGCCUUAAUUUUGCUUCCUGGGAAGAAAUAACACUUGGGGUGCCUGUUUUUAGCUGUUUUUAAACGAUGUUCCAGUGCAUUUCUAGUGCCACUAGGAGUCGGUGCAGUCUUUUUUUUAUGAUAAUUACACUUUUUAUACCGCUGCAUACCCAGACAUUGGACGUUGCAUGAACUUAGUGGAGAGCAUUUACAGUUAACCGGUUGAUCACGUGGUUGGGGAGGGCAAGUUAGUGGAAUGGUUACAGUUGUGUUUGUGUACUGUUAUUUUCUCAUCAGCCGUGCUUCCUUUGCACUUGAUAUGUUUGCUAGAGGCACACUUUUGUAAAGCACAGUACGGUUUAGCAUUAUUGAACACACUCCCUCAUACAUUUUUACGAACAAUCACAACCGAAUUACAGCAUAAAAGCAUUACGGCUGGUCUUCACUUCGUGGAUGUUAGUCUUAAUGCGUUAUAUCAGCCUCUUUUUUUUUCCUUCUCACUGCGGAAGCAUGUUCAAGUCAUAUUGGCUUUGACACUGGCUAAGGGUUCCCUUUAAUAGUGUACUGUGCUGUACGACUCAGCAUGUGCUGUGCACAUUUGGUGAUGCUGUUUCCUGAAUAACGCGAAAUGGUCCUCAGUCCAUGCUUUUUCAACUGGCACGUCAUCACCAAAAAGCUUUUGCCAGGUAGUAUUCUGGCUUGGCUCGUUCACUCCCGGGUAAUGGGCCGACUUGGCCUUCAGUAGUAGUCUGCAUUUAUUAGCAAGUUCAUAGCAGUCAGAAAUUGCCGUCCUUGAUUGCCACACUAAUUUCACCUGUUGUUACAAUGCAACACUGCGACUGCUAUAUUUAGCUACACUUAUUUGAAUGAAUUGUACAUCUCACUUGCAGCCACGCUGAACCAAGAAUAUUCACUUUCUCGGUAAACGAAAAUUGCAUACUCUCGAAUCUUGAUAUGAUAAACUACACUCAAACCUCAUUAUAACGCAGUCACAUCUGUCACUAAAAUAACUUCGUUAUAUCCGAAAAUUCGUUAUAAAGGUUUAUUGGUAACACUGUAUCUGUGACAAGACUAUUCUAAGUCUACUUCGUUAUAACCGAUAAUUCGUUAUAUCCGUGUUCGUUAUAUCGAGGUUUGAGUGUAGUACGUAAUGACGUAACAAAUCGCGAGACAUAGAAAAGUAUAUCUGGAACUUUUUUUCACUGAUAGCAGCAUGAAUAAGUGCGGCUUAUAUGUCCGACAUAACGAAAAUAAUAUAACGUUGGAUAUAGUUUUGUUAUAAUGAGAUUUGACUGUACCACCUGCAGCUUGCACAACUUCAAUUGCAGCAUUUAACGCCGAAUCAGUCUGUCUCUCUUCUGUGUUGUGAGUUACAACUGUACGCACGCAUAACUGUAAUUGUACACAUGUACUCCUGGCAUGAUGCAGGCUUACGUUUGUGUGAUGUGGGUCAUUGGUAUUGCCUCCCUGUAUGCCAUUGUAAGAGCAUACACGUGUGAAUACCGAUGUGUGAGAGUUUACUACCACUUGGCGUGCUUUGUCGUGAGCAUUCCCUCUCCACAAGAAAUCUACAGAAGAAAAAAAAUGGUGCUGUUGAUGAAUCCAUGUUAACAAAUCAAAAAAGGAUCGUUUUUGUAAAUAUGUAUGUGUGUCUGUAAAUGUGUAUGUGUGCAUGAGUGUUAGUUGUUGCUGGAGAUGUGUUAUAGAGAGUUUUAUAACAUGUGGCUUAAGAGACGUCUACACAAGAAAGAAAUUGAGCAUUCUUUUUUGGCAAGCCUGUUAAAACAUUUUUCACCAAAGAAACACGUCUGCUUACAAAAUAUGAAUCAUGCCACGCCGUUAACAGUGAAAAAAGUUCUUUUUUGUUCUUCGCUUCUGCUGAUAGAAUGCUUCUUCUUUAAGGUAUGUUUUUCAUAGUAUUUAACCAACGCUCUUACCAUACAUCUUAUCAUUGCAUCUGUCCCACAGAUGCACUUGGAAUUCGACGUAGAGUAUGCUUUUACACGCUUUCUGCAUUUUUUUUUCUGAAAAAGCACUUCCUUCAUUAUCAUGUUAAGUAGAGCAAGUUUUACUACUUUACAGCUAGUAAAAAUUCAGUGCAUGAAAGCUGGGACAUCAAAGAAUAUGCGCACAUGGACUGAACUGUCAGUGUUGUCGUGUGCUGGAGUGUACAAACAGCUUCUGCAGUGUUCGCAUAGAAGCAGUUAUAACACAACAGAAAGCAGACUUAUGUUCUAAAUGCCCGAUCUUGGUGCCUGCUUAAUGCACGCCUUACAGCAUUUUUAUUUGUAAUGUUUUCGCUUUUGUUUAUAUUUUCCAUUACACAGAUGUACGUUGAGCGCAUCGCACACAUCUCUAAUUACAGCAAACUUGAUUGUGAGGCCAAGUUAGUUGUGUGCCUCUCUUCAAGGAAACCUUAUUUUUGUAAAAAAAGAAAAUGCAAACAAACAUGCAAAGUGACAAUGUGGUAUAGUAUGCCGGAUUGGCUGAAAGUCGCGUGAAUAAAUAAGGUAGUCUUAUGAUCUAACGAGAAAUUGCCGUCAGAGGCAUCAAUAUUAGACACUGCGAAUGGAAGUGAGAGUUAACAGAAUGUUUGAUUUCCUAAGGAAGAAGAGUUUGUGAAGGCUUAGCUAAAGAAUAUAGUCACAUCGUUCAUUCAGGUGAUGAGUGUCAUAGUGCUUUGUUUAUACAUACCGUUUCUUUUGAAACGCACAUGGUGCUGUAUACGACGCUGACGUGUUUUAGGAGUUUUCAACGUGGUUAUUCCGAGGAAGUCGUUUUUCAGCAUGUUGGUUAUCGUUUUUUUUUUUCUUUUUCUUUUCAUUCUGUAGCAUUGGCUCUUUAUACCAAAUAUACUAUAAAUUUCUUAAUGCAAAAUUGUUAAAUGGAUCAUUUGUUGUCGGAAUUGUGAACACAAAAAUAAAAUACACCUACUGACUCUUA
Molecule: messenger RNA, 7854 nt
Organism: Rhipicephalus sanguineus (brown dog tick)
Lineage: Eukaryota; Metazoa; Arthropoda; Arachnida; Ixodida; Ixodidae
Product: solute carrier organic anion transporter family member 74D
Exons: 14
Coding region: 842-3250 (802 amino acids)
Biological process (GO): transmembrane transport; sodium-independent organic anion transport
Cellular component (GO): membrane
Molecular function (GO): protein binding
Source: RefSeq, a predicted model, not a curated record